Molecule: messenger RNA, 3021 nt
Organism: Conger conger (European conger)
Lineage: Eukaryota; Metazoa; Chordata; Actinopteri; Anguilliformes; Congridae
Product: zinc finger protein 14-like
Exons: 6
Coding region: 1-3021 (1006 amino acids)
Biological process (GO): regulation of transcription by RNA polymerase II
Molecular function (GO): DNA-binding transcription factor activity, RNA polymerase II-specific; histone methyltransferase activity; protein binding
Source: RefSeq, a predicted model, not a curated record
AUGCUACAAAUACACUUCAUAUACAUCUCCAGUGUCCCGGAGCUUCAGUUCCAAAAUCCGGAGUGCCAGUCAGACUGGUGCUUCAGGGAGCAGUGCAGCAGGACAGGCCAGGACACAGGCAGCCUCGCUGGCUCAAACGCAGGCAGAACCUCCAGCGUCCUGCAGCACACAGGACGAUCGAAGAAAGAGCAUUUGAAAUCGCAGAAGGAGCAGGCAACCGUCUACGUCCGUGGUGAAAAGCUCCGCAGCACACAGAAAGUGUGCUACACUGAGCAAGAGGAGCCCAGAGAUGAAGAUUAUUUCUAUUGUGACGAGUGCCAGUCCUUCUUCACUGAUGAAUGCCCGGUCCACGGCCCCCCUUCGUUCAUCUUCGACUCUCCAGCGCCCGCUGUGGCCCCCGACAGGGCCCGGCUUACCCUGCCCCCCGGUCUGGAGGUCAGAGUCUCCAGCAUCCCUGGAGCAGGCCUGGGGGUGUUCGCCAAGGGACAGACAGUGCCCAGUGGAGUACACUAUGGACCCUACGAGGGAGAGCUGACUGAGGAAGACAUGGAGAGCGGCUACUCCUGGAUGAUCUCCAGGAGCAAGCGCUGUGUCAUUGAUGCCAAGAGUGAAACCCACUCCAACUGGAUGAGAUAUGUUAACUGUGCUCGAAACGAGGAGGAGCAGAAUCUUGUGGCUUUCCAGUACAGAGGGGUUAUUCUGUAUCGCUGCUUUAACCCCAUUCACCCAGGGCAGGAGCUGCUGGUGUGGUAUGGGGACGACUAUGCCAAAGACCUGGGUAUCACCUUCGACGACCGGUGGAGCAACAAGUGCUCUUCUAAAGGGGGCGAGGACAUUCCUUCUCAGUUCUUCCCCUGUACUCAGUGUUCGCUCUCCUACACAGCAGAGAUCUACCUGCACAAACACAUCAAGCACUCUCACCGUAAGGAAUAUGUGAGACUGCUCAGAGCAGGAUCAGUCACAUCAGAGAGUCUCCAGCCUUCCACCAGCUCCCACAGACACUGUGCACCGUCUCAGACUGUUGCAGAUACAGUCAGACUCCUCAGCCCAAAACACCAGCAAACUCACACAGGGGAGAGGCCGUACCACUGUGCCCAGUGUGGGAAGAGUUUCAGCCGAGGGGCACACCUCAAACAACACCAGCGAACUCACACAGGGGAGAGGCCGUACCACUGCGCCCAGUGUGGGAAGAGUUUCAGCCAAGGGGGAGACCUUAAACGACACCAGCGAACUCACACAGGGGAGAGGCCGUACCACUGCGCCCAGUGUGGGAAGAGUUUCAGCAAAGGGGGAGACCUUAAACGACACCAGCGAACUCACACAGGGGAGAGGCCGUACCACUGUGCCCAGUGUGGGAAGAGUUUCAGCCGAGGGGCACACCUCAAACAACACCUGCGAACUCACACAAGGGAGAGGCCGUACCACUGCGCCCAGUGUGGGAAGAGUUUCAGUCACGUGGAAACCCUUAAACAACACCAGCGAACUCACACAGGGGAGAGGCCGUACCACUGCGCCCAGUGUGGGAAGAGUUUCAGUCACGUGGAAACCCUUAAACAACACCAGCGAACUCACACAGGGGAGAGGCCGUACCACUGCGCCCAGUGUGGGAAGAGUUUCAGCAAAGGGGGAGACCUUAAACGACACCAGCGAACUCACACAGGGGAGAGGCCGUACCACUGUGCCCAGUGUGGGAAGAGUUUCAGCCGAGGGGCACACCUCAAACGACACCAGCGAACUCACACAGGGGAGAGGCCGUACCACUGCGCCCAGUGUGGGAAGAGUUUCAGUCACGUGGAAACCCUUAAACAACACCAGCGAACUCACACAGGGGAGAGGCCGUACCACUGUGCCCAGUGUGGGAAGAGUUUCAGCCUAGGGGCACACCUCAAACGACACCAGCGAACUCACACAGGGGAGAGGCCGUACCACUGCGCCCAGUGUGGGAAGAGAUUCAGUGUGGAGGGAAACCUUAAACAACAGCAGCGAACUCACACAGGGGAGAGGCCGUACCUUUGCACCCAGUGUGGGAAGAGAUUCAGUGCGCAGAGAAACCUUAAACGACACCAGCGAACUCACACAGGGGAGAGGCCGUACCACUGCGCCCAGUGUGGGAAGAGUUUCAGUGAGAAGGGAACCCUCAAACGACACCAGCGAACUCACACAGGGGAGAGGCCGUACCACUGCGCCCAGUGUGGGAAGAAUUUCAGUGAGAAGGGAACCCUCAAACGACACCAGCGAACUCACACAGGGGAGAGGCCGUACCACUGCGCCCAGUGUGGGACAAGUUUCAGUCACAGGUCAGACUUUAAACGACACCAACUAACUCACACAGGGGAGAGGCCGUACCAUUGCGCCCAGUGUGGGAAGAGAUUCAGUGUGGAGGGAAACCUUAAACGACAGCAGCGAACUCACACAGGGGAGAGGCCGUACCACUGCGCACAGUGUGGGAAGAGUUUCAGUGAGAAGGGAACCCUCAAACGACACCAGCGAACUCACACAGGGGAGAGGCCGUACCACUGCGCCCAGUGUGGGAAGAGUUUCAGCCGAGGGGCACACCUCAAACGACACCAGCGAACUCACACAGGGGAGAGGCCGUACCACUGCGCCCAGUGUGGGAAGAGUUUCAGUCAGGUGGAAACCCUUAAACAACACCAGCAAACUCACACAGGGGAGAGGCCGUACCACUGCGCCCAGUGUGGGAAGAGUUUCAGCCAAGGGGGAGCCCUUAAACGACACCAGCAAACUCACCCAGGGGAGAGGCCGUACCACUGUGCCCAGUGUGGGACGCGUUUCAGUCACAGGUCAGACUUUAAACUACACCAGCGAACUCACACAGGGGAGAGGCCGUACCACUGCGCCCAGUGUGGGACGCAUUUCAGUCACAGGUCAGACUUUAAACUACACCAGCGAACUCACACUGGGGAGAGGCCGUACCACUGCACCCAGUGUGGGAAGAGUUUCCGUGAGAAGGGAACCCUCAAACGACACCAGCGAACUCACAUGCUCAAGGGCAUAUGGUAA